UGCCAAGCAGCUAACGUAUUCCGCAGGUAAACAAGAACAAAGAACAGAAAACAUGGAUUGUGCACCGCUAAAUUUGGCACAUUUCCACGAACGCCGUUCAGAGCGUUUCAUACGGCACCAUCGCUAUGAAGAAGCCAUAAAGGCAUUGGAGACUUCGCUAAUAUAUUUACAGGAUGCCUACAAAAAUGUUCAACUGGCAAAGUCGAAAGAAGUGCUCGAUACCUUAACGCUUGACUUUCAGCGCAAACUUCGGCAAAUCGAGAUGCGGAAAACGCAACAUGGACUCACAAAGAUGAAAGAUUUCGUCCAGCUUAAGGAAACAAGUCCCAUGCUUCCAUUGAGGCCAGAACAGGGAGUAGGUUCAGCUCAGUCCGUGGCCAAGGCCAUUGACAAAACCGUACAGGACUUCGAUGCUAAGUUCACCUCGACCAUUGAACGAAAAGUCACCCCUGCUUUAGUGGAGCUUAAAGUGGAAACUAUGAUCCACAGCGAUCCUCAAACGGAAAGCCAGGAAUUCCACAGCCUUUCCACGCUUGAACGUAGCUCAGAGCAUGAGAUGCCUUCCCUCACUCCAUUGGAGCUACCCUCAUUUGAUUAUACAAUGUUUACCAGUUCGUCUGCUCCAUCCCUGGCCAGCUAUAUUGGUAUGGCCGAAAGUUUUCAAAAGUAGUUUGUAGUUAAAUAU
This is a messenger RNA of Drosophila hydei, 685 nucleotides long. RefSeq lists its product as uncharacterized. NCBI's taxonomy places the organism in Eukaryota, Metazoa, Arthropoda, Insecta, Diptera, Drosophilidae. The coding region runs from base 53 to 670 and encodes 205 amino acids. The transcript has 2 exons. The record is from RefSeq and is a predicted model, not a curated record. Gene Ontology annotation, biological process: autophagy.